Molecule: messenger RNA, 759 nt
Organism: Saccostrea cuccullata (small rock oyster)
Lineage: Eukaryota; Metazoa; Mollusca; Bivalvia; Ostreida; Ostreidae
Product: ras-related and estrogen-regulated growth inhibitor-like
Exons: 2
Coding region: 85-588 (167 amino acids)
Molecular function (GO): GTPase activity; GTP binding
Source: RefSeq, a predicted model, not a curated record
UAUGUCAGAUGGGUUUUGACAUAUGUCUUUAGAUUAUCUUGAUAUAUUACUAAUUGUGUAUAUUUGUUUCUAUUUUUACCAGAAAUGCUUUAUAAUCACAAAAUACCAUCGCCUCGUGAUGACGUCACACUCGAGAUCAUUGAUACGGCGGCUAAAGACAACGAAAACAGAGAAAGUCACAUAAAAUGGGGUGAUGGUUUUGUGUUUAUUUACUCCAUCACGGACAGAAAAAGCUACGAGUAUAUUAACACAUUAAAAGAUAUGCUGGUCAAAAUCAGGGGCCCGGAUAUGCCCGCUAUAGUUGUGGCUAACAAAUGUGACCUACUUUCUGUGAGGCAGGUUGAGGAUUCUGAGGGAGUGACACUAGCCGAACAACUCAACUGCCCAAAAUUUGACGUUUCCGUCGCGGAGGGAUAUUCGGGUGUGUCAGAAGCAAUGGAGGAACUUGUUAUUCAGUUAAAGCGAGAGUUUGUCAAAAACUGCUCACAAGCCGCAGUGACCGCUAACGACAAAACCAAAUCAAAACUGUUCACAUUCAAAAAGGGAUUCAAGAAAAGAAUCAGUCGAAGUCAUAGUGACACGGUGUAAUUUUUUUGAUAUAGACUCUUUUAUGAUGCAUUGACAUGCAGCGCCUAUCCACAAAAUCAUUUAAUAUGUGUAUUGUUUAAAAGCUAUUGUUCCAACUUUAUUCAUUCAAAAUCGAUGAUGAUGAGAAAAAGUAAGUGUGUACAGGUAUCCACUAAAACUAAACCAUAACUU